Molecule: messenger RNA, 625 nt
Organism: Corylus avellana
Lineage: Eukaryota; Viridiplantae; Streptophyta; Magnoliopsida; Fagales; Betulaceae
Source: RefSeq, a predicted model, not a curated record
GCGGGUAAAGAGAGGAAAAGUAAACGAAAGUCCAAGUCCCAUCUUCUUCCUGGAUUCUUUCUGGUAAUGGUGACCGCCUGACCGGUCUUCACCAACCAGCCAAUAACAGCUCUAGUCUAAAGCUUUCUUAUUUAAAACAAUUUAUUGAUCUCUCUCCUCUGAAACCCUAGCUUGAUUACCAUUCAUAUCCCUCAGCAAAGGCUCGCUACGCGAGGUAGAGAGAGAGAGAGAGAGAGAGAGAGAGAGCAGAAUGAAGAAGGGAAACUUAAUGCGUAACCUCAAGCUCACUCUCCCUCAUCCGGAUGAGGUGUCCUUGGCCAAUUUCCUGACUCAGAGCGGUACGUUUAUGGAUGGAGAUCUGCUCGUGAACAGGGACGGGGUUCGGAUCGUCUCUCAGACCGAAGUUGAAGCACCACCCCCCAUCCAGCCAGCAGACAACCAGUUGAGUUUAGCAGACAUAGACUCGAUUAAAGUUAUCGGAAAAGGAGCUGGCGGAAUUGUGCAAUUGGUGCAGCACAAAUGGACUGGCCAGUUUUUUGCAUUAAAGGCGGCGGCUAUGGUGUGUCUAGUGGUUGUGGGGGAUGAUAAAAUGAUGAUGGUGGUUGUGGCUGUAGACAGCAUUUAA